UCACCUUGCAGUUGGCCAACGAGAUCGCAUUGAUUUUUAGUUUAUUUGUGUGCUUGCCACUUGUUUUAUUAAAGUAUUAUACACGUAAGACGUUGACAAAAAUCUGUAGUGCAACCAACGCCUAGAAGAUGUUGCCUUAAUUAUCCCGAAAUCGAAAAACAAGUGGUUGCACUGUGUAAAUACUGAGUUUGAGGCGCACAAACUGCGGGAAGAUGGAUAACGGGUGCCUUUGUAGGUUACAAUCAGAAAUGGGUCGCAACAACAAUAAUAGUGGACAACAACACAAUACGAAUGGUGGGCGCCUGCUGCGAAAUGCAAUUAAAUCAUCGCCAGCAACAGCAACAACAAUGACAGAUUACCAAACUCUGCACACACGACUCGCUCAGGUGGGCCAGGAGCAUUUACUGAAAUUCUGGCCAGAGCUCACAACGGAUGAACGCUCCGCUCUGGAGCGGGAUAUAAACGAGCUCAAUUUGAACGAGAUUAAAAUGUAUUUUGAUCGCGCCACCAUUUCGAUGAACGAGAAUGGCAUCAAACUGGACGACCGCCUGCAGCCGAUACCCGAUGACCAAAUACUAUCGAUAGCCCGCACUAGCGAGGACAAAUUGAACUCGUAUCGUGAGGAAGGACUUCAACAGAUUAGCGAUGGGCGUGUCGCUGUGCUGCUUAUGGCAGGUGGACAAGGCACACGACUCGGCUUCGACCAGCCCAAGGGCAUGUACGAUGUUGGCCUCGAAUCGCACAACACGCUUUUCCGCAUUCAGGCCGAGCGCAUAUUGAAACUGGGCCAGUUGGCCGAGGAGUUGACCGGCAAGCGGGGACACAUUGUGUGGUACAUAAUGACAUCAGAGCACACCAAGCAACCGACUCUUGCAUACUUUGAGGCAAACAAUUACUUUGGCCUGCAGGAGGAGAACGUGCUGCUCUUUGAGCAGGGAUCGUUGCCAUGCUUCGACUACGAUGGACGCAUCAUACUUGACGAGAAGCAUCGCGUGUCCCGCUCUCCCGAUGGCAAUGGUGGCAUCUACCGGGCCAUGCAGGUCUCGGGAAUUCUCGAUGAUAUGCAGCAGCGAGGCAUUCGCUAUUUGCACGCACACAGCGUGGACAAUAUUCUGAUCAAGGUGGCUGAUCCCGUCUUCAUUGGCUACUGUGCUCAGGAGAAGGCCGACUGCGCGGCCAAAGUGGUGGAGAAGUCAGCGCCUAAUGAAGCUGUGGGCGUGGUGGCCAUUGUGGAUGGCAAGUACCAGGUUGUGGAGUACAGUGAGAUCUCUGCCAAGACCGCCGAGAUGCGCAACUCGGAUGGACGCUUAACUUUCAGUGCGGGCAACAUAUGCAAUCACUUCUUUACCGCCGAUUUUCUGCAGAAGAUUGGCAGCACCUAUGAGCGUGAACUGAAGCUGCAUGUGGCCAAGAAGAAGAUACCGUUUGUGGACAAUGCCGGCAAACGCUUGACGCCCGAUAAACCCAAUGGCAUCAAGAUCGAAAAGUUCGUCUUCGAUGUAUUUGAGUUUGCCGAGAAGUUUGUGGCCAUGGAAGUGCCACGUGAGGAGGAGUUCAGUGCGCUUAAGAAUGCCGAUGCCGCUGGCAAAGAUUGCCCCAGCACAGCGCGUGCCGAUCUGCAUCGGUUGCAUCGCAAAUAUAUUGAAAAUGCCGGUGGCAUUGUGCACGGUGACAUCUGUGAGAUUGCACCGUCUGUCAGCUAUGCUGGCGAGAAUCUCGCCCAUCUUGUCGAGGGCAAAUCGUUCAGCAGUCCCGUGUAUCUGCGUGAUUCCCUGCAAGGACAUCUCUAGACCCAUACAUAUAUAUAUGUACAUAUAGACUGAUGAAUGUGGAUAGUUUCAUUUGUGUAUACACAAUUUUGGUUCAAUUUCAAUACGAUACGAUUAUACUAUGUUUAAGAUAAAAGCACGAAAAUUCCAUAGUUUUCAGUACUUAAGCGCAACUUGUCUAUAACUCAGUUGCCCCAAUUAUGUUUUGUCUCGUUUAACUACUUAUUCUUUGUGCAAUCGUUAUGUGAAUAUAUACAUAUAUAUACAAUACCAUAUAAUAUAUGAAUAUUUUAAUAUG
Molecule: messenger RNA, 2067 nt
Organism: Drosophila nasuta
Lineage: Eukaryota; Metazoa; Arthropoda; Insecta; Diptera; Drosophilidae
Gene: mmy
Product: UDP-N-acetylglucosamine pyrophosphorylase mmy
Exons: 3
Coding region: 213-1790 (525 amino acids)
Biological process (GO): UDP-N-acetylglucosamine biosynthetic process
Molecular function (GO): UDP-N-acetylglucosamine diphosphorylase activity
Source: RefSeq, a predicted model, not a curated record